Molecule: messenger RNA, 5246 nt
Organism: Magallana angulata
Lineage: Eukaryota; Metazoa; Mollusca; Bivalvia; Ostreida; Ostreidae
Product: unconventional myosin-Ie-like
Exons: 30
Coding region: 397-3756 (1119 amino acids)
Biological process (GO): actin filament organization; vesicle transport along actin filament
Cellular component (GO): microvillus; cytoplasm; myosin complex
Molecular function (GO): actin filament binding; ATP binding; microfilament motor activity
Source: RefSeq, a predicted model, not a curated record
CAAUCUUCUCAGUGUUCUUCUAUAUUAAGGGGUUUAUUUUUAAUUCCGAAGUAAAUAAGGUAUUGCUGCCAUAACCAAAUAAGAACGGACUGCUGCGGCUGUAUUACCUUCAGUAAAACUCAUUGAGGAAGUAUUUCCUGGGCCUUGAUAAGAUUGAGACAGAUUGGAUUGGGAGAACAAGUACACAGGGUUGUGACUCAGUUUCCGUAUGAGACUCGUAUCGGAAGUUGGACAUUGACAAGCGCUCUGAGGUCGCCUCAAGCACAUCCCCCAUGUUGACUCGGGACAAGAAACUGUUCACCAGGGGUUUUAUUGACUGAUGCUGUGAUUUUAUGAGUUGAUCAGAGUGGGACUAUAAUGCUAGAGUGACCGAAUCGGGCAGGUACACGGACAGAUAUGGCGGCGCCUUACCACUGGCAGAGUCACAAUGUUAAGACGAGCGGUGUGGACGACAUGGUCCUCCUACAGAAGAUCUCGGAGGGAUCCAUCGUCGAAAACCUCAAAAAGAGGUUCAUGGAGGACACCAUAUUUACCUAUAUUGGGCCCGUGUUGGUGUCAGUCAAUCCAUUCAAACAGCUCCAGAUCUUCACAGACAGAGAGGUGGAGAUGUACCAGGGAGCUGCCCAGUAUGAGAACCCCCCUCACGUCUACGCCCUGGCGGACAAUAUGUACAGAAACAUGAUGAUUGACAUGGAGAAUCAAUGUGUCAUCAUCAGUGGGGAGAGUGGAGCAGGGAAGACAGUAGCCGCCAAGUUCAUAAUGGGCUUCAUCGCCAAAGUGUCCGGAGGUGGCCCCAAAGUCCAGCGAGUCAAAGAUGUGAUAUUGGAGUCCAAUCCUUUGUUGGAAGCCUUCGGAAAUGCAAAGACAGUCCGCAAUAAUAACUCUAGUCGUUUUGGCAAAUACGUAGAGAUCCAGUUCAGUCGCGGAGGAGAACCGGAUGGGGGGAAAAUAUCCAACUUCCUCCUGGAAAAGUCCCGUGUUGUAAGUCAAAACCAGAAUGAACGAAACUUCCACAUAUUUUACCAGAUGUGUUUUGGUGCUGACAACAGACUGAAAGAAUCACUUGGUCUUACUAGCCCAGAUUAUUACAUGUACCUGAACCAGAGCGGGGCGUAUAAAGUGGAUGGAACGGACGAUGUACAGGAGUUCAAAGAUACAAUGCAUGCUAUGAGUGUAGUAGGGAUUCCUGAGGAAAAUCAUGAAGACAUUCUGAGUCUAAUGGCUGCCCUUCUACAUCUGGGAAAUGUUAAUUUUGUGGAGGAUGGAAAUUACGCCAAAGUUCAGAAUGAUGACUUUUUACAGUAUCCCUCGUACCUUUUUGCUGUUGAUGCAGAAUUUCUCCGUCAGAAGCUAACUAGUCACACGAUGGACAGUAAAUGGGGUGGAAAGACGGAGAGAAUUGAGGUCACUCACAAUGUAGAACAGGCCGAGUUUACGAGGGACGCCCUGUCUAAAACUCUGUACUCAAGGAUCUUUGACUUUCUAGUCAACUCAGUGAACAAAGCCAUGAGGAAAGAUUAUGAGGAAAUCAACAUUGGAAUUCUAGAUAUCUAUGGAUUUGAAAUAUUUCAAAAGAAUGGAUUUGAACAAUUUUGUAUAAAUUAUGUGAAUGAGAAGUUACAACAGAUAUUUAUAGAACUGACAUUAAAAGCUGAGCAGGAAGAAUAUGUACAAGAAGGAAUAAAAUGGACGCCUAUCGAAUACUUUAACAAUAAGAUUGUCUGUGAUUUAAUCGAGAGUAAAGCGCCCCCUGGAAUCAUGUGUAUCAUGGACGAUGUGUGUGCGACGAUGCAUGCAGUGUCAGAGGGAGCGGAUCAAACCUUGCUGCAGAAACUAUCGAGUGGGGUAGGGAGCCAUGAGCACUACCAGGGAUCUAGUAUCGGUUUUGUUGUCCAUCAUUAUGCAGGGAAGGUGUCAUAUGAUGCAGAGGGGUUCUGUGAAAGAAACCGAGACGUUUUGUUCCAGGAUCUAGUCAUGUUGAUGCAAUCCAGUCAAAAUGAGUUUUUGGCGAGUCUGUUCCCAGAAGAUGUCAGUCAACAGACCAAAGGAAGGCCGAGUACAGGCUCCAGUAAAAUCAAGACUCAGGCCAACAAGUUGGUAGAAACUUUGAUGAAGUGUACCCCCCACUAUAUACGAUGCAUCAAACCCAAUGAAACCAAGCGAGCCCGCGACUUUGAAGACAGCAGGGUGAAGCAUCAAGUGGAAUAUCUUGGACUAAAGGAAAACAUCAGAGUCAGGCGUGCAGGAUUCGCAUUCAGAAGAGAGUUCUCUAAAUUCCUGAGAAGGUAUGCGAUCCUGACCCCUGAGACGUGGCCGCAGUGGAGAGGGGACCCCAGACAGGGCAUCAAGCACCUAAUGAACUACGUCAACAUGGACGCCGACCAAUGGCAGCUCGGCAAGACCAAAGUGUUCAUCAAAAACCCAGAAUCUCUAUUUUUACUGGAAGAAAUGAGAGAGAGAAAGUUUGACACAUAUGCCCGUGUAAUACAAAAAGCGUACAGGAAGUACCAUGCCAGAAAAACGUACUACAAGCUGCGGGAAGAAGCGUCGGACAUUUUGUACAAUAAGAAGGAGAGAAGGCGACACAGUUUGAACAGGAACUUUGUGGGUGACUACAUUGGAAUGGAGGAUCAUCCAGCGCUACGCGUAUUUGUGGGAAAGCGGGAGAGGAUAGAAUUCGCUGAUACUGUGCUGAAAUUUGACAGGAGAUUCAAGAUUGCCAAGAGAGACCUUUUGUUAACUGGAAAAAAGAUCUACUUGAUUGGUAGAGAAAUUGUAAAGAAGGGUCCAGAGAAGGGGAAGAUGAUUGAGGUUCUAAAACGUGAUAUUCCCAUAGAACACAUCAAACAGGUGUGCCUCAGUCCUCUUCAGGAUGAUAUAUUUGUGAUACACAUAGAAAACGACUUCAGCAGUAUGUUAGAGUCCAUGUUUAAAACAGAAUUUCUGAUGACCUUGAAGAAGCGUUACAAGGACAAGACGAACCGAGAGCUACCUAUCAGCUUCAGUGAAGCAAUUGAGUUCCCGGUGAAGAAGGAGGGUUGGGGAGGAGGAGGAUCCAGGGUGAUUAAGUUCCAUCGCCUCCCCCAGCCCAGUGACAUAGCCACCCUCAAACCCUCAGGGAAGACCCUCAACGUCUCCAUAGGGCCAGGCCUGCCCAAGGACUCGCGUCCAGGGAAAACAAAGAUGGCGGUCAAUAAUGGCAGCAUGCGAUCUCGGCGGGCUGGGUCACAGAGAGGGCCCCCCUCACGCCCUGCCCCCACCCGACCCCCACCAAACUUUGCUCCUCCAGCAAUACCUGGGACAGAGCCAGCCCACACAGGAGGGAAACGUCGUUCUCGCCUUAACAGUGACCACGCCCCUUCACUGCCUCAGGGCGGAUUUCAACAGAUGCUCCGUAAAACCGGCAAGAAUGUGCCUGUAAAUAACAACUUCAUGGCCACACCCGACGCGGGGCAGGCAGGAAUUUUAGCGCAGUUAGAUCAGGAUCGGAUAUCGACUCAAAUCCAGCGAAGGAAAUCUAGUGGGAAACCCCCACCCCCUGGGGCAGGUCGGCCCAAACCCCCGCCCCAGAAACCCAAGCCCAGCCUCCCAAAGUGUCGCUGUCUGUACGCAUACGAUGCUCAGGAUACUGAUGAACUCAGCUUCAACGAGGGCGACACCAUCGAAAUCCUCAAAGAAGACCCGGCGGGUUGGUGGAGGGGGAGAUUACGUGGUAAGGAGGGGCUGUUUCCUGCCAACUACAUAGAGAAGAUAUGAUCCACCACACAACGCUACACAAUGCUGCUUCACCAACUGGUGCCUCUCCACUCACAAAAAGUGACUAGAUUUAUCUGUGACACAUGCGGGACCGUUGAUAUGUCUUCUUAGUUCAUGAUACGUUUGUCAGUAUGUGAUGGAAUAAGGUGUUCUAAAAGUGUUCCAUUAAUGAAGAAGGGAGCAUAAAAUCUUAAGAUUAACAACAUAUCACCAUGGCAAGAAACAAGGGGCAAAUAACUCUGUCAGAUCUGUUUAAACCUCAUUAAAUCAUGUCGGCAAUGAACUGGAUAUAUAUCUCCUUCUAUGCAAAACUUUUACUUGCCUCAUGUUCGUUAAAAUUUCCUGCUCAUUGCAAUUAUUUUGUGUCAUUUAAACUGAUGAAUUGUUAACGAGUUGAUAUUAGAGAUGAAGUUUAUUGUCACUGUGUUGAAGGGGUUUAUCUCGUGAUUCAACAUGAAAGUGAGAGAAGCUAUUGGCAUUUAUUUCUGUGACCUUAAAGUGUCAUCUUGUAAUGGAGUCAGCCUAUGUAUUCAAAUCUGAUUGUCUCAUAAAAGUAGACUUGCUAGAUAUGUCCAGUGGGAAGGUAUGGUACUUAGAUCUUUAGUAAAACAGGCUUAGGAUGUUAUAGAAUCUGAUAUUAAGUAUAUUUUAGCAAAUUUUACAGCUGUAGUUCUAGAGGUAAUAAGAUUUUUAGUUUUAAAGUAUGUUAUUGCUUCAAUGUAAGCCAAGUUAAUAUACAUUAUAUUUGCUAUUUCAUAUCCAUUACCAUUCUUCUAGAGUAGAACACUUAUUGAUGAAUAAUUGUUAGCAAUAUACAUGUAUUAAUGAUCAACAAACGAAAAGUCAUGUUGGACCAUGCAUACUGUUCAGUUCUAAAGUUGUCAACCAUUCCUCUAUGCUAUAUUACUAUGCAUUUCUCUCCGUCCUUCUCUCAGAGUUAUCUUCAGGACAUACCUCCUGUUAUUUUAAAUCAAAAUUAGCAUAUCAAAUUUUUAAAAUCGAUAGUUAAUAUGGAACAUUUCAUUUCUUGAUAACAACUGAUGUUUUGAGAACUUUUACUCCGAAGAGUGUUGGAGACGUAUAUCCUUGGUGACUAUUUAUUUCAAACAAUCUAGGCUUUAUAACAAAUUCUGAUGUCUCACCCUUUGUUUUUGGAGCAGAUGCUCUGCUUGUUGUUUUGAUUAUCCAGUGAUUAUCUGAAAUAUCACUGAAAGGUGCUUGAAUGGAAUACCAGAUGUCGGGAGUGUGCUGAGAAAUUAACUGUUGUGGAGAAAUAUGUUCAGUUCACCUGCAUUUGUGACAUUCCCAUUAUUGAUGAACUGUUUAUGGAUUAAUGAAUGUGAUACACACCAGUCAAAUCUAACGUGAUGUCACCAUGACCAACCAAUUGUUACUCUGUUAUUAAGAUCUGUUAUAUUUUUUUAACCACAAAUAUUUUUAUAUGCAUAUUUUCAUUAUUCAUUAAAGAAUAUUACAUAGCUUAUAACAAA